ACAAGCCGUUGCUGGCAACCAAUCAUGCCGAAAAAUAUCAGAGGAUGCUGUUGGUCAAAGAAAAGUCCCAUCCCGACUGCCCGAACGGUUGACUUUAGCGCGCCUACCGUUUCUCCAGAGAUCCACUGUACUCCGUGCGACGCCAUGGCGGAGAUGAUCGCGAUAUCCCUCUCGGCGAAGGUUGCCGCGGCGCUAUCCCACAACGCGGCCGUCGACAUCUCCGCCCUCGUCGCCAUCCGCUCGGGCAUCGCCGCCGCGGCGCGGGACCUGGAGCUCCUCCGCGCGUUCCUCCGGUUUGCCGACUCCCGCCGCGGCGCCGACCCGCUCGCCUCUGCGUGGGUGGACCAGGUGCGAGGCGUCGGCUUCGAGCUGGAGGACGUCGCCGACGAGUACGCCUUCCUCUCCGGCGGCGGCUUCGUCCGCGCCUGCGCCAACCUGGGCGCGUGGUUCGCUCUGUCCGGACGGCUGAGGAAGGCGCGGGCGAGGCUCCGCGACCUGUCGGACGCCAAGGAGCGGUACGGCAUCCGUUCUUCAGUCGAGGCUUGCUCUCCCCACGGCGCCGCCGUGGCCGUCGCUAGCCGGAAGUUGGCGGAAGCAGCGCACUUCGUGAAGGAGGAAGAAAUCGUCGGCUUUGGGGCGCACAGAAGGUUACUGAUGAAAUGGCUUACGGAUGACGCCGAUUCCCGGCAGACGCUGGUCGCUGUCUGCGGGAUGGGCGGCGUUGGCAAGACCACUCUGGUCACAAACGUGUACAAGGAAGUCGCCGCAAGCCGCCACUUUGACUGCUCUGCGUGGGUGGCUGUCUCCAAGAACUUCACCACGGAGGACCUCCUUAGGAAAAUUUCCAAAGAACUGCAUCGGGACAUCGGUGCCGGCAUGCCUCGGGACAUCGACGAGAUGGACUACCGGUCGCUGGUGAAGGCUUUGCAUGGGCAUCUUGCCAAGAAGAGGUGCUUGCUGUUGCUGGAUGAUGUCUGGGAUGCCAAUGCGUGGUAUGAAAUCCGCAAUGCGUUUGUUGAUGACGGAACCAGGAGCCGGAUAAUCAUCACGACACGCAGUCAAGAUGUUGCCUCGCUGGCACCAUCCACCAGGAUCAUCAUGUUGGAGCCGCUCCCUGAGCAGGAAGCAUGGUCGUUGUUUUGUAACACCACAUUCAGGGAAGAUGCCACCCGGGAGUGCCCGCGUCAUUUGGAGGGUUGGGCUUUGAAGAUGCUUAGCAGAUGUUGUGGCCUACCAUUGGCCAUUGUAUCAAUUGGUAAUCUUCUUGCAUUAAAGAAGACCGAAUUUGCUUGGAAGAAUGUUCACGACAACCUUGAAUGGAAUGAAAGCAGUGAUACCGGAAUUAAGCAAGUGUCGAGCAUACUGAAUCUGAGUAUUGAUGAUCUGCCAUAUCACCUGAAAAGAUGUUUCCUCCAUUGUGGCAUAUACCCUGAGGAUUUCCCGAUCAAAAGGAAAAUUCUGAUCAGGUUGUGGAUUGCAGAAGGCUAUAUCGAGGAAAAGGGCCAGAGCACAAUGGAGGAGAUUGCAGAUGAUUACCUGAACCAGCUAGUGCAACGUAACCUGUUGCAGGUCAUGUUAAAGAAUGAGUUUGGACGAGCGAAGCGGCUCUGCAUUCAUGACCUUAUCAGGGAUUUGAUUCUGGAAAGGUCAACAAAGGAAGGGUUCAUUGUAUUCUUAAGGUGUCUGCCAGCAUUGGAGUCAAGAAAAAAGAUCCGUCAUCUUAUACUUGACCGGUACGAAAGUGAUCAUCUACCAGUUCCAAAGAUGACAUUGAUUCGAUCCUUAAAUGCAUUUAUGUCAGAUAUGGAUUCUUCACUCUUGUCUAGAUUUAGGUUAUUAACCGUAUUAAACUUAUGGUUCGUUCAGAUAGAUAAACUGCCUAGCUCACUGUCCAAUCUUCUAAAUCUGCGGUAUCUUGGCAUCCGUUCCACCCUCAUUGAAGAGCUUCCACUGGAUUUGGGAAAAUUACAUCACUUGCAAACUUUAGACGCCAAGUGGUCCAUGGUCCAGAGAUUACCGCCUAGCAUAACAAAGCUCAAGAGCCUGCGCCACCUGAUAUUGUAUAGACGUCAAUCUGCAGAUUUUAGGUAUCCGACCCCUGGCAGGGCAGUUGUAUUUCCACAGGGGCUACAAAACCUAACCUGCCUACAGACCCUUAAAUACAUUGAAGCUGAUGAGAAGAUAGUCAAAUCCUUAGGAAGCUUGAAACAUAUGAAGAGCUUAGAGCUAUUUGGUAUGCAUGAGAGCAUUCUUGUUCAUUUGGCCUCAUCUAUCUCCAAAAUGAGCGGCCUUCUGCGCUUGGGAAUUGUCGGUCGAGAUGCUAAUGUUACAAUGGACCUGGAGCCCUUUUAUCCACCACCACUAAAGCUACAGAAACUUUCAUUGACAGGGAUGUUAGCAAGAGGCAAGUUGCCUUCAUGGUUUGGCUGCCUUGAUAACCUCAUGCAGUUGCGUUUGUGUUCAUCUGAGAUCAAGGGAGAAUCAAUUAGAUUGCUUUCAUCGCUCCCCAGGCUGUUACAUCUCAGUCUGGUCAAUGCAUGCAACACAAAGAGCUUGAUCUUUCCAGAAGGUUGUUUUCCUGUUCUCAAAAAACUUAGCCUACAUGAGUUGUGUAACCUUUCUCAGUUGGAGUUUCGAAAGGGAAGUCUUGUACAUUUAAAUGUAUUAUCCCUUGGAUGUUGCGAUGAGCUCACUGAGGUACCCCAAGGCAUUGAGAACCUUAUACGGCUUGACAAGAUGGAACUUUUUGAAAUGGCAAGUGGGAUAAUAGAAAAGAUGCAAGAUGAGGAAGCUUCAGGUGGGGAUCAUGAAGAUUCUCGGCGGACUAUAGCUGUGAAGAACACCCGCUGGCAUUAUGGACAAUUGCUGCAUGACACAAUUUACAUCAAAUUUCACUGUUCAAACACAGGGCAUUAAAAGAUGGAUGCAGCAUUUUGUGAAGUCUAUUGGAUUGAGGUCUUCAUGGGAAAGUAUUUAAAUCAUUCUUUCAGGUGUUAUCUGGUAGCUGCACAGAUUAAUACUGGUGAAAUUACUCGCUGUAUGUUGC
This is a messenger RNA of Lolium perenne, 3046 nucleotides long. Its product is annotated as disease resistance protein RPM1. Gene Ontology annotation, molecular function: ADP binding. Gene Ontology annotation, biological process: defense response to other organism. NCBI's taxonomy places the organism in Eukaryota, Viridiplantae, Streptophyta, Magnoliopsida, Poales, Poaceae. The record is from RefSeq and is a predicted model, not a curated record.